ACGUACCUUGAACGUUCCUCAAAACAGCGUUUAAUACAAGAUGACUUCUGAGAGCAGUUUUGAAGAAUUUAUUAACUAUAUUUUUGAUAGCAGAGUGUAUAAUUAUCCGUCGCGAAGGUAUUUGAGAGAUGCAGAUAACCCGUUGGAAGUUUACGAUGACGACGAAUUUCGAAAACAUUACCGGCUUAGCAAAGAUUCGGUUGUGCAUAUUUUGCUGCCUUUGUUGACUAACAACAGUAAUGAAAACGAUCGUGGACUACCUUUAACGCCGAUAUUACAAGUGCUAAUUGCUUUGAGAUUUUACGCAACAGGCAAUUUUCAGAUUGUUUGUGGCGACUU
This is a messenger RNA of Bombyx mandarina (wild silkworm), 339 nucleotides long. RefSeq lists its product as uncharacterized. The record is from RefSeq and is a predicted model, not a curated record. NCBI's taxonomy places the organism in Eukaryota, Metazoa, Arthropoda, Insecta, Lepidoptera, Bombycidae.